Messenger RNA from Coregonus clupeaformis (lake whitefish), 2536 nucleotides. Its product is annotated as CTD nuclear envelope phosphatase 1A. NCBI's taxonomy places the organism in Eukaryota, Metazoa, Chordata, Actinopteri, Salmoniformes, Salmonidae. Gene Ontology annotation, molecular function: protein serine/threonine phosphatase activity. The record is from RefSeq and is a predicted model, not a curated record. The transcript has 8 exons. The coding region runs from base 605 to 1342 and encodes 245 amino acids.
UCCCCGCGGAAGUGACGGCAAGGCGGCGAUGGCGGCUCGCAGUUCGAUCCCGGAUUUGCUGUAGCCUGAAAGCAGUUUUCGUGGUGACUGGUUGACGUUUGUUUGUUUUCAAUCAUUAUUUUUCUUCAGUUACCACGGAGCAAAUAAGCGCAUUAAUUACUGCUUUCAAAUUGCAAUGGCCGAAAGUUUUUAGUUAUUUUUCUCAAGGGUUCAAUGAAGGUGGUAGUGGUCAGCCUACCGAGCUAGCUAGCUUGUCAGCGAGACGAGCUGCGUGGUAUAGUCUGACUAUAGCUAGCCAGAUUGCCAUUGGAUAGCAGUCAUCGUGCAAGAGUAACUAGCUCUUGUUUUUAUAACACAAUUAUUCUGCUACACAAUGCCAAUGCAUUCCAAUCGAUGAGAGUUGUGCAGCAAGCGUGCAGAUGCUCUCACACGUUUGCUUGGUCUAGUUUUGUUGAUUUGGACGCGUUUGGUUCGUUUUGGAGAGGUUGUAGCGAAAGUAUUCUGAUUCGACUCUUUGGAGCCUAGGCCGAACCAAAUUGGUCAACUUUGUUGAGAGGGCUAGCUUGUAGUCUCUUCAGUCUCCUGUUCCUGUGUGGUCGCCGACAUGCUGAAGACCCGACAGUGUCUACUUGGCAUCCGCACUUUCCUAGGUGUAACGUCCAGAAUAUGGGGCUUCUUCUUGUACAUUCUCAGGAAGCACCUACGCACGGUUAUCCAGUACCAGACAGUACGGUAUGACACUUUACCCCUGUCCCCCAUCUCCAGAAACAGACUCAAUGCAGUGAAGAGGAAGAUUCUUGUACUGGAUUUAGAUGAGACGCUGAUCCACUCUCACCACGACGGGGUCCUCAGACCCACAGUGAGACCUGGCACGCCACCAGACUUCAUCCUCAAGGUAGUCAUUGACAAGCACCCUGUCAGAUUCUUUGUACAUAAAAGGCCGCACGUCGACUUCUUUUUAGAAGUGGUCAGCCAGUGGUAUGAGCUGGUAGUGUUCACAGCCAGUAUGGAGAUCUACGGCUCGGCGGUGGCAGACAAGCUAGACAACAACAGGAACAUCCUGAAACGCAGAUACUACAGACAGCAUUGUACGUUGGAUCUAGGUAGUUAUAUUAAAGAUCUGUCUGUCGUACACGAUGACCUAUCUAAUAUCGUAAUCCUGGACAACUCGCCUGGAGCUUACCGGAGCCAUCCAGACAAUGCAAUACCUAUCAAGUCGUGGUUCAGUGACCCUAGUGACACAGCACUCCUUAACCUGCUGCCUAUGCUAGAUGCACUAAGGUUCACCGUUGACGUCCGGUCCGUCCUCAGUCGAAACCUCCACCAGCACCGGCUCUGGUGAUUGGCUGAUUCUGCAGGGAGGGUUUGGCUGAUUGGGCCUCUUUUUAAACCCCUUCCCCGCUCCCAUCGCUCCUCCGUUUCCACACAGUGGACCUUUCACCUCUCCACUCACCCCUCUCUGAAGGGGACAGAGGAGAGGGGGGUCACAGCAGAACAUGAAACAAGGGAUGAACAGAGUGAGAUCUGGAAGGAAACGACUGGGGGGGAGGCAGCUUUUCUUUAUCUUUUUUUGCUUCUUUAUUUGUAUGAUUUUUUUUAAAAACAAAAUGGAGUCUCUCUGCCUUACAGUUCCUGAUACUGACUCCAUGUAUGUACGCAUGGGGCUGCGUUUGUGUACGUGAGUUGGGCGAAUGCUCACAUUCGUACGUCUUGCUAAAGUUUUGACGUUACAAAAGGAGAAGGAACAGCAAGGCAACGAACAGGAAAAGUUUCCAUCCUUUUGUUCUUACACAUCAUUACCCUGGACUCUGCACAUCAACAACAGGCAACAAACAGCCUGUCAUUUUACUCUAUCUCAACUUGGUACUGGACUUUACUUCACUUAAGACGGCCAAGAGCAACCAGACAGGAGAAAAUGGGAGGAUGAUUCGUUUUUAAUAGGGGUAUUGUGGGUACCAAUGAUUGCGUUACGACUGGUAAUUUUACACAAUUAAGACUUUACAUACUUAACAGACUGCUUUAUAAUUCAUCCAGAGAUGUCUGAUUUAUUUGAUCAAAUGACAGACAUGAUCAUGUCUAUCUCAGACUCGUUCCCCCAAAACCCCUUGUAGGAUACAUCAAGAUGUAAGGAUUGACUGAAGAAGUUAUGAAAGAAAAUAAUGGUUCAAAAAAAGACUUAUUUGGAUGGUGGAACCUCGCUCUUUCAAUUUCUCAUCUUUCAGUUACCGUGAUGUGUAUAGUAUGACCUGGACAUCAUUAUUGAAAUUCUUAUGCCUGAUACCAUAAUUUUAAUUUGAGAUUUGCACUUCAUUUCUGGAUUUUUCCUUUUUGUUGCUGCUGUUUUGUAUUGGAAGCAGAAUGAGCAGCCCUCUUAAAAAUGUUACCUGCUCCCUUGACCGUAAUGGUUCCAUUAUCUGCCACUCUCUUUUCAAUGCCAUUUGAACAGUUUUAAUCUUGUCAAGGCUCCAGUCAUGAUGGCUUCUUUUUGGUUCAGUCCCCAGGUCUGUGUUACUAAUAAAACACUUGUCAGAAUCUA